Molecule: messenger RNA, 1569 nt
Organism: Physeter macrocephalus (sperm whale)
Lineage: Eukaryota; Metazoa; Chordata; Mammalia; Artiodactyla; Physeteridae
Product: apolipoprotein L6-like
Exons: 2
Coding region: 1-1020 (339 amino acids)
Biological process (GO): lipid transport; lipoprotein metabolic process
Cellular component (GO): extracellular region; membrane
Molecular function (GO): lipid binding
Source: RefSeq, a predicted model, not a curated record
AUGGGCUUGGCUACGAAUUUGGCUUUCCCAUCUGGGAGGCUGAAAAUCUUUAUUUCACCCAUCCACAGGGACGAAGAUGACAUUCUUCCGUACGAAGAUGUGAAGCGGCAAGAUAGUGACCUGUCAGCUGAAGAAAGAAUAUUUUUGGAAGAGUUUCCCAUCUUGAAAGGGGAGCUGGAAGUGGGCACCAGAAGGCUCCGUGCCCUUGCAGACCACGUCGACACAACCCACAGAACACUCACCAAGACCAGCAUGGUGGCCAAUUCCAUCGCUGUGGUCUCAGGAGCCAUGAGCAUCCUGGGCUUGGUCCUUGCUCCGGCAGUAGCAGGAGGAAGCCUGGUACUCUCCGCUGCUGGUAGAGUUUUGGGGAAAGCAGGGGAGGUCACCAGCACCUUGACCAACGUUUUGGAACGCUUGCACAGUCAAGAAGCCCAGGCUUAUGUCGGUAGCCUAAUGCCCACCCGUGGCCAAGAGGUCAGGAGAGCUGGGGCAGCCUAUGUCGUGGCUGCCGGAAAGGUGGUCCAGAGUUGUGAAAGCACCAUCGAGGAUAUCCAGAGGAGCAUCCGUGCCUUUCAGAUAGCCAGGGCCCACCCGCGCCUGGCCACUGCUGCCGAGAGUCUCCUGACCACCGGCCAAGUCUCAGCCCGAAGGAGCAGCCAGGUGCAAAGGGCUUUUGAAGGUACCACGCUGGUGAUGACCACAAACGCUCGCUUGCUGGGUACUGCAAUGGCUGGCUUCUCCCUCAGCGUGGGCUUGGCCUCCCUCCUGAAGGACUGGAAGCAGCUGAAGGAGGGAGCAAAAUCAGAGCUUGCGGAAGAGCUAAGGGCGCAGGCUUGGGAGCUGGAAAGGAAGCUGACGGAACUCACCCAGUGCUAUGAGAGCCUGCAGCGGAAGAAACUCUCCCAAGAAAAAAAGUCUGUGAGGUCCUCUUCGGAAGGAACCAUGGGGACUGUACCUCUGCCACCAGCCGGGCGUGGGAAAGAAGGAUCCCACGGGACAGGAGAGGAUGAAGGCAAUUGAGCCCAGGGGCCUCUGAGUGGAAGAAAAGGGGACCACGGCGGUGGUGGGGCAAGGUUGGCAGAGGCAACGCCUGGAGACUCAGCGGCUGACAGGUCUACGAGGGUCUUGAGGGCUCUGUCAGCGGUGAGUGUCACACUGUAAGUUAAGGGAGGUCAGCCUGUCCCAUCCCUCCCUCCUUCAUGUGUGUAACUCAUUUCUUGGACUCCUUCAGCCCCCCUGCUCCCUCCCUCGCAUACAGAGUCAGCCCAUGUGAAACGUGUAUUAUUUGACCCCAGGCUCUAUAUUAAGUGCUGACAUCAGACAGAAGGGCUCCGGGAAUGAAGGGUAUGUUGUGUUCUCUCUUCUGUAUCAGCUCAGCUUGUGUUGGCUCUCUGUCCUCCCCCCCACCCCAACCUGGGCAGUAAUCGCUGGAGAAGAUUCUGGGUUUGCACAAAAAAGGAUAGGGAGGGUGGGAGGGAGGGAGACGCAAGAGGGAAGAGAUAUGGGGACAUAUGUAUAUGUAUAACUGAUUCACUUUGCUGUAAAGCAGAAACUAACACACCAUUGUAA